AAACUCACUUGCAGUCGAGGAGAUCUCCAAAAAGUCGUCAGAAAAUCCAAGAAAACAGGAUAUAUCGGAUCACCUAACGUCCUGAAAGUAUUAUCAUGGCUAGCCAAACACAAGGAAUUCAACAAUUGCUGGCCGCAGAAAAGCGAGCCGCUGAAAAAGUGGGCGAAGCACGGAAACGAAAGCAACGCCGUUUGAAGCAAGCCAAGGAGGAGGCACAGGAAGAAAUUGAACGAUACCGUCAGGAGCGCGAGCGACAGUUCAAAGAGUUCGAGGCGAAGCACAUGGGCAGCCGCGAGGGGGUGGCGGCCAAGAUCGAUGCGGAUACGGUCCGGAAAAUCGAGGAGAUGAACCGUUCGAUUUCGGUGAACAAGGCGGCAUUGCUGUCGGAGAUCCUUACGCUGGUGUACGACAUCAAACCGACGGUGCACAAGAACUUCCAGGUCACGAAGUAAAAUCUAUGUAAAGGCACAUGUUUUCGCUAAAUAUGAUGGGGCUCGUUAAGCGUAAGUGUACUAUCAAACCCUAAAGCCACUGAAGUUUACACACACAGGCAGGCUCGCGAGAGCAAUGUACUAGUUAAAAAAAACAGUAACAAAAAAAAUGAUUACAACAAGCGCCAUUAGAAUAAUCGAUGUUUGUCUAAGCGGAAGUAAGCCAGGGCAAUAAGCUACUUGCAGUUGUUUUUAGUUGUUCAUGUUUAUCAAAUGCGGAUUUUUUACGUUUUUGGCACACCUGUUAAGUUAAUGUUUUCUUCUACCCCACUUCCAAACAGUCCUAUUUCUUUCCCGUCGAAUUUUAGUCGCCGGACGGCUAUUAUCUUCCUCAAACCCUUUUCCUCGCUUUGUGAAGAAUUCCUCUCUUACAUUUCAUUCGAACCUGAUAGAAACCGCGCAAAUCGAAUAUUGUCGUUCCGGAGUCUCAUUCCAAAUAAAAUAAAAUUCAAUCGAUGUGUGACUUGGCUUGUCCUUCCUGUUCCUAUUUCCGCUGGGUAGUGAAAGAUGAGAUCGAAAAAGACAUGACAAUAUUUUCAAUCGAAUAAUGUACAAGAGAUGAACCCCAAGAAGGUGGCGAGGGAGGACUAUGUUGUUGAUCCUAGUACGGCUUAUCCGUGGUAGAACGCUACAGUUGAUGGCUCGAAGCUUGCAAGUGUCCCAUCGCUCUUAUCAGCUCUCGUCGUUAGGGUUUGGGGGCGCAUAAAAAUGUCCCCGUUCCACUUCGACAGCAUAAUUUGAUUUUAAUGUGUGAUUGUAUUACUUUUAACCUUGCUCUCGUUAUUCUCUUCAAUCGCAAUACUGUUGCAUCUACUAAUAUAGAACGCCUCGUGAAAUUAUAUUACCAUAUAUUAUACCCACCACGGAAACAAAUCUACCGAGAAGUCGACGUUACAUCGUAAUUCGAAUAAGCAAAUGCAGUAGUGUCUGGAGAAAAGAGUUGAUAUCAGAGUUUAAACCAGCUGGGUUUAGGACCUCCAGGAUUGAGCUAGGCUAUCGGCGAAACGUGACCCGUAAACAUCGGCUUACCUUUUAGUGAUGUCCCUCUCCUCUCUUUCCGAAUCCACUUCUCGACCUCCAGGUUCGACUGUAUUUCCGAAUGAAAUAAAGUUAAAGAUAAUGCGGUUGAAAA
Molecule: messenger RNA, 1623 nt
Organism: Anopheles coustani
Lineage: Eukaryota; Metazoa; Arthropoda; Insecta; Diptera; Culicidae
Product: V-type proton ATPase subunit G-like
Exons: 3
Coding region: 96-452 (118 amino acids)
Biological process (GO): proton transmembrane transport
Cellular component (GO): vacuolar proton-transporting V-type ATPase complex
Molecular function (GO): proton-transporting ATPase activity, rotational mechanism
Source: RefSeq, a predicted model, not a curated record